AUGGAUCGUAGUUGGAUGAGAGCUAAUCGAUUAAGUGAUGAGUACGAACAUGGAGUGAUGGAAUUUCUAGAGUUUGCUGAAAGUAAUGCUAAAAAAGAUUUCCAUCCUCCUAAAAGUAAUGCUGAAGAUAGCCACCCUACGCUUUUUCUCUGUCCAUGUGUUCGUUGUGCAAAUAGAGAAUCAAAGCUUAGUAAGAAAGAAAUCAUGGAUCAUCUAAUUUGUCAAGGGAUUUGUCAAAGUUAUACACAAUGGAUAUGGCACGGUGAAGUGGUAGCAAAUUCAAAUGUGUCCCAAAAAGAUAAUGUUAGUGUAGAAAUGGAUGAUCGUCUGAAAGACAUGAUGUGUGAGAUUGAACAAGAUUCAUUUAAGAGGGCACGUGCGUAUGAUAGCUUAUGCAAUGACAAGGAUACACCUUUGUACCCGGGAUGCACAAAUUUUACACGUUUGUCAGCCGUGUUAAAAUUAUUUAAUCGGAAGGCAAUUAACGGGUGGACUGACAAAAGUUUUGCCGAAUUACUUCAACUGUUGACACAAAUGCUUCCAGAAGGUAACAUACUGCCAAGUCGUUAUUACGAGGCUAAGAAAAUAUUGUGUCCGAUGGGUUUGGAGUAUGAAAAGAUACAUGCAUGUCCUAAUGAUUGCAUAUUAUACAGAAAAGAGUUUAAGAGAUUAUUCGCUAAUGCAAACGAUGCAAAGAAUCUUAGAUGGCAUGCAGAAGAAAGAAAAUGUGAUGGACAAAUCCGCCAUGCAGCUGAUUCUUUGCAAUGGAAGAAAAUUGAUUAUUUGUUUCCAAAUUUUGGCAAAGAGUCGAGAAACCUUAGACUUGGACUUGCUACUGAUGGAAUGAAUCCGUUUGGUAAUCUAAAUACUAACCAUUCUUCUUGGCCUGUUCUUCUAAUGAUUUACAACCUAUCUCCUAGGUUGUCCAUGAAGCGUAAAUAUAUUAUGUUAUCCAUGAUGAUUUCGGGCCCAAAACAACCAGAAAAUGACAUAGAUGUUUAUCUAAGUCCACUGAUCGAUGAUUUAAAAGUGUUGUGGGAGGAAGGGGUGGAUGUUUUCGAUGCGCAUUCUGGUGAACAGUUCAAUAUGUGUGCCAUGUUGUUUUGCACCAUCAACGAUUUUCUGGCAUAUGGCAAUUUGUCUGGGUAUAAAGUUAAAGGGCAUAAAGCGUGUCCUAUAUGUGAAAAAGACACAUGUUACCAUCAGCUUGAAAAAGGAAAGAAGACUGUUUAUCUCGGGCAUCGAAAAUUUCUAAAUCGUUAUCAUCCAUAUCGUAGAUUACCGGACCACUUUCAAUGGGGAACAAGAGCAUGGUGUUGCUCCAAAGCCCUUAACUGGAGAGGAAGUUUAUCAACGACAACAGGACAUUACUGCUGUCUUUGGAAAGUACCAAAAGCGGCCCAUUGUGAAAAAUAUAUGGAAAAGAGGUCGGUUUUCUUCGAUCUUCCAUAUUGGUCUAGUCUUGAGGUAAGACAUUGUAUUGAUGUGAUGCACGUGGAGAAAAAUGUAUGUGAUAGUGUAAUCGGAACACUUCUCAACAUUCAAGGCAAGACAAUGGAUGGUAUUAAUACUCGUCUAGAUUUGGGCGUGAUGGGUAUACGAGAAGAGCUAACUCCACAAUAUAUAGGUAACAAGACGUAUCUGCCUCCUGCCUGCUACACUUUAUCGAAAAAAGAGAAAACAAGUUUUUGUGAGUGUUUAGAAAGUAUCAAAGUGCCGCAUGGUUACUCAUCAAAUGUCAAGAGGCUUGUAUCAGUUAAAGAUCUCAAAUUAGUUGGCUUAAAAUCUCAUGACUGUCAUGUCUUAAUGCAACAACUACUACCAGUGGCUAUUCGUGGGAUAUUGCCUAAAAAUGUUAGGAAGACUAUAACUAGGUUGUGCCUGUUUUUCAAUGCAAUUUGUUGCAAAUCUAUUGAUCCAUUAAAGUUAGAAGAUUUGGAAAAUGAGGCUGCAGUUAUCUUGUGCCAAUUAGAGAUGUUUUUUCCUCCUUCAUUUUUUGACAUUAUGGUUCACUUGAUUGUUCAUCUAGUAAGGGAAAUUAGAUUAUAUGGUCCAAUUUUUUUACGGUGGAUGUAUCCAAUAGAGCGAUACAUGAAGAUCCUAAAAGGUUAUACCAAGAAACCACGUCGUCCGGAAGCAUCGAUUAUUGAGAGGUACAUUGCAGAAGAAGCAAUUGAGUUUUGUUCUAAUUAUUUGUCGGAAGUGAAUGCUGUAGGGGUUCCCAAGUCUCGUCAUGAUGGAAGAUGUGAGGGUGUGGGUACACAAGGUUUAAAGAUCAAGAGCUUAAGUAUUGAUGUGGUUGUUCAAGCGCAUCUGUAUAUAUUGAAUAACACGGAUGAAGUUCAACCUUACUUAUCUGCUCACAAAAGCAUCAUAAAGAAAAAUGCUUCAAAAACAAUUAAGUGGUUGUCCUAUGAGCCUAAAUGUAACAUAUUAACUUGGAGUGGAUACGAUAUUAAUACAUCUUCCUUUUAUACAAAGGCAAAGGAUGACCGUAGUACCACGCAAAAUAGUGGGGUUAUGAUUGUGGCCGAGUCCAUGCACUUCUCUAGUGCUAAAGAUAAAAACCCGGUUAUGGCAUCUACGCCCUACUUUGGGGUGAUUGAAGAUAUUUGGGAAGUUGAUUAUGUUGUGUUUAAAGUUCCUAUAUUUAAAUGCAAAUGGGUUGAUAUUAAUAGUGGUGUAAGAAUUGAUGAAUUUGGAGUUACACUGGUUGAUCUUAACAAUUUAGCUUAUGCGGACGACCUUUCAUCAUGGUGGUCAGUUGUUCUACAAGGAAAGGUGCAUGAUAGUGAUGAAAAUCAAGAUGCGAAUCUUGAUAUUUCAGAAACUCCUCCUUUCUCAACAAAUGUGCCUACCUUCAUUGAAGAAGAUGUAGAGGAUGAUGUGCAUGCUAUUCGCAUAGAUCAUGAAGAAGGGAUAUGGGAGAACUAG
This is a messenger RNA of Vicia villosa (hairy vetch), 2934 nucleotides long. RefSeq lists its product as uncharacterized. The transcript is spliced from 5 exons. The coding region runs from base 1 to 2934 and encodes 977 amino acids. Lineage: Eukaryota; Viridiplantae; Streptophyta; Magnoliopsida; Fabales; Fabaceae. The record is from RefSeq and is a predicted model, not a curated record.